AGUAAACAAAGUAAAGCUACACCUGAGGAAAAUACAAUGUCCCCGAAAGUUGAUGAGCGAGAUUGGUUCAUUUGUUUACAAUCAAAUGGUUCUAAAAUCCGAUAUAAGAUGGACACAGGAGCUCAAGCGAACGUCCUGCCAUUAUCAACAUACAACCAACUCAACAUCAAGCCCAUCUUAGAAAAAACUAAUGUGAAAUUAUCAGCAUAUAAUGGAGGAGAUAUACCAGCAAUUGGGAAGUGUGAAUUAAACCUAGUAAACAAGAAUGAAAGUCACGAAGUUAUGUUCAUCGUCACCAACACCGAAUCACCACCACUUCUUUGA
Molecule: messenger RNA, 324 nt
Organism: Paramuricea clavata
Lineage: Eukaryota; Metazoa; Cnidaria; Anthozoa; Malacalcyonacea; Plexauridae
Source: the annotation of a GenBank genome assembly